Molecule: messenger RNA, 988 nt
Organism: Larimichthys crocea (large yellow croaker)
Lineage: Eukaryota; Metazoa; Chordata; Actinopteri; Sciaenidae
Gene: rps2
Product: ribosomal protein S2
Exons: 7
Coding region: 102-944 (280 amino acids)
Biological process (GO): translation
Cellular component (GO): ribosome; cytosolic small ribosomal subunit
Molecular function (GO): RNA binding; structural constituent of ribosome
Source: RefSeq, a predicted model, not a curated record
GGGUCAGCAGUAGUAGCCCGGCUGAAAUAUCGCGAUAACUCCGAUACAUAAAACCCGGCGAGACUUGUCUCAGGUCUUCUUCCUGUUAUACAGAUCACCAAAUGGCGGACGACGCCGGUGGUAGAGGAGGUUUUCGCGGAGGUUUCGGCGCAGGUGGCCGCGGCGGUCGGGGCCGUGGACGCGGCAGAGGCCGUGGAAGGGGCCGCGGUGCCCGGGGCGGCAAGUCCGAGGACAAGGAGUGGGUUCCAGUCACCAAGCUGGGCCGCCUGGUCAAGGACAUGAAGAUCAAGUCCCUGGAGGAGAUCUACCUGUACUCUCUGCCCAUCAAGGAGUCUGAGAUCAUCGACUUCUUCCUGGGUUCUGGUCUGAAGGACGAGGUGCUCAAGAUCAUGCCCGUCCAGAAGCAGACCAGGGCCGGUCAGCGCACCAGGUUCAAGGCCUUUGUUGCCAUUGGUGACUACAAUGGCCACGUGGGUCUGGGAGUGAAGUGCUCCAAAGAGGUGGCCACUGCCAUCCGUGGUGCCAUCAUCCUGGCCAAGCUGUCCAUCGUGCCCGUCAGGAGAGGUUACUGGGGUAACAAGAUCGGCAAGCCCCACACCGUGCCCUGCAAGGUGACCGGACGCUGCGGCUCUGUCCUGGUGCGUCUCAUCCCUGCCCCCCGUGGUACUGGCAUCGUGUCCGCCCCUGUGCCCAAGAAGCUGCUCAUGAUGGCCGGUAUUGACGACUGCUACACCUCCGCCAGGGGCUGCACCGCCACCCUCGGCAACUUUGCCAAGGCUACCUUUGACGCCAUCUCAAAGACUUACAGCUACCUGACCCCUGAUCUGUGGAAGGAGACUGUCUUCACAAAGUCUCCUUACCAGGAGUUCACUGACCAUCUGGCCAAGACUCACACCAGGGUGUCUGUGCAGAGAGGACAGGCCGUGCAGGCACCUCCCUCCUAAGCGUUUUAUACCGAGAAUCGUUGAAUAAACGUUCUGAAACACCA